UCUGAGCGUGUGGUGAAUCAUUUCAAUGGUUCGAGGAAAAGAGUUUUCAAUGCAUGAACAAGGCUGAACGGCGCAGAGUCUGAAGUUCUCUUCUUCGCAGAAGGCAACGCACAAGGCGCUGUCGUCCACAGCGUGUGUGACCGGGGGAUGUCAUCCCCCUGUGUGAUAGCAUGGGGUGGGUUGGUCUCACACACCUGUUCGUUUUGGCCAUCACCCCUGCUCUGACCGAGGGAUGCUGCCAUGAUAUACAGCCUCAGCGGACCUCAGAAAGUGUUAGACACCCACCCAGACAUCACUACAGAGUGGUCCUUGGGGAGCCCUUCGAGCUGAAGUGCGUGGCGGCCGUGUCCCCUGGGAGCGAUGUGCGGUGGUCCAGGUUUGGGGCAGGGUCGGGUGUGGAGGACCCAGUGCCGGUCAGCACAGAGAACCUUCUGAAGAUCCCGGCCGUGACCGCAGAUCAUUCCGGAAACUACUCGUGUGGCAAUGAGAGUGGCGCGUUACUGGACCUCCAGCUCCAGGUGUUGGAGGGGUCCAGGCGGGCCUGCUCUGAGCUGGGGCCCAAACAGGUGACCCUGACCUUGGGCGCGGGAGGGGGGAUUGACUGCCCUCCUUCCACCUGUGGCGACCCAGACCUCAACAACUCGCAGGUCACAUGGUACAAGAAGGGCCGUUCGAUCUCCGAGCUAAAGAAGCAGAAGAGGAAGGAUGUGCGCUGUGAGGGCCCCCGCUUGACGCUGAUCACGGUGUCCGACAAAGACUCGGAUGUGUUCUACUGUGACCGACACGCAAGUGGCCCCGGGCCCCUCUGGAUCACAAGGAGGGCCGUCAACGUCAAUGUCAUACCCCAAGAUACCGAAGACCCCCCCACGAUCCUGGAUCCCAACAGCAACAAAACUGAAGAAGUGGUCAUAGGUGAGCCACAUACUCUACGGUGCAAGGUGACGUUUGGUUUCGAGAGGAACAUUUCCUCCAAGGUCCAGUGGUACACCAACACGGCGGCAGACCAGGCACUGAAGUUUCUGAUUGGCCAACAGGAGCAGACGAGAGAAAUAACGACGUUCAGUCAUACGGAGGUGACCCAGGUGGCGGUCCUCAAGGUGGUCACAGAGCUCCACCUGCAGCAGGUCUUCAGCUGUCUGGCCACCAACGCCAAGGGGACCACGAACUGCACCGUCAGACUGCGGAGACGGGACGCAGGCCACUGGCUAACCGGGGCGGUCGUCCCCGUGGUGUGCGUGGUGCUGCUGACUGGGCUGGGGGUGGUGUUGCACCUCCGCACCCUGGAGCUCACACUCAUCUACAGGUCUUACUGGCAGAGCAGCGACCAUGUAGGAGAAGACAGCAAGGACAUCGACGUGUUUCUGUUUCACGCGUGGAGCCAUGCGUCAGAGGACGGCACAGGAACUCACACCGCGCUUCUGCCCUCUCCGUCCGGGGAGCAAGGGUCUCCACUGAGCAGUGAACCCCUGUCCUACACACCACUUGAGGUGCUGCUGCGCUUGACUCUAGAGGGGUCAGGUUACCGGCUCUUCUUGAUGGAGAGAGACCUGCUACCAGGAGGAGCGUACACAGAGGAUGUGGUCAGGGUUAUACAGAGGAGCAGAUGCCUUGUAUGUUUGCUGUCAGGUGACUUCCUGUCCAACAGCAGUGCUGUGUUCAUGUUGGAAGCUGGAAUCCAGGCUUUGCUGCGCGACCAUGAACUCAAGGUGAUGGUAAUCUGGACGGAGCCAAGACCUGCAUCCAUGGGUCAGCUGGAUCCACCUCUGCCCAGGCUGGUGCACAGAGCCUUGAGGGUCCUACCCUGUCUGGACUGGCUCCCUGGCCUGUCACCGGACUCUUCCAGAAUGUUCUGGAAGUCAUUUUGGAAGGCCAUGCCAAAACAGAAUGGAGCAUCACUCACUCAAAGCCAACCUGUGUAGUGACAACGUGACCAAUGUUGUCACUGUGACAAUUGACCAAUUCCCCAGUAAGGCACAUUACUGAACGUUAUUUUGAAGGUUUUAUCUACUAAUUAGAUUGAGGACACGCUGGUAAGCAGCCAUACCUCCGAAUUUUGGGCAUGUCCUCACUUGAGUGGAUUGGAAUGAGUAGCUUAGGGCCCAGAAGGACGAAUUUUAUCAUGGUGUUAAGAAACAUGCAAAGCUGGCUGUACUUGUAGUCCCGGAAGAAAUUGUUGGAAUAAUCUAUUCAUAGUAGCAAUAAGAUGCACUACAAACAAAUGGUUGAAACCAGAACCUCCCACAUGGGGGUAAAGGUGUUGGAAAUGAACCAGAUGGAAGAUUCUAAUAUUUUUUUAUUUUAUUACAAUUAUAUAGUUUUUUUUACUUACUUGUACAAUACUUGUUGCACAAAGUGUUAAGUUAUAUGGAUUUAAUGAUGCAUUUGUUUGAUUGUUGCAACUUUUUUUUUUUUUCUCAAACCAAAGUUUAAUAACAAUGUAAGAAUACAAUGUUCCCCAACAAUUGUAUUCUUCCCCAGCUUCCCCAACAAUGUUCUUAAGAAUCCAAACUAGUGAAUCUCAAAACGAUCUACAGCGCAACUUAAGCAUCAGAUUGUAAUCAUGUACAAAAUGUAAAUGCAUUAUUAAUUCUUCCGAGUUACUAAAGCUUUGUAAAAGUUUAUUCUUCUUACUCUAACUUGCUUUAGAAAUGUCGUCCAUUUUCCUGAGUGGGUACAACCAGUCAUCGUUUUCACGCUAUAGAAAGCCUCUUCUCGUUUGGACAUCAAACACAACAGUUAAAUAUUUAGGUGAUUAAGUGUGCAGAAGACGGUGUAAAGCAACAUACAAAUCAGACAUGAUACAAGGAGAAUUUCCAGGUUUUUAUUUUGGGGAAAGAUGUUUUGAGGCACAGGGGAGCUUAGUGUAGUUGACUCCAGUUCAUAACUCUCACACAUAGCAGGGAAGGUCGAGAGUACAUUGUUUAGUUAAAUACUUAAUUAUUGUUCAUGCACAAUCAAAACCGAAAUAAUGCCUAUCCACUGGCUCAGCAUUAGAUAUGGUUGUUUCCGUGACAAGACUGCCAAUCAGAAGUUAUGAAUGACAACAUACAAAUCAGAGUGGUUGACAGAAUUAAAAAAGGUUGUUUCCCUCCAGUUGAGCACGAAUCAACUUUUCUGCACUCCCAAAAGACACGCCCACAAACAAGCGUGCACACACACACACACAC
Gadus morhua (Atlantic cod) is the source of this 3167-nucleotide messenger RNA. Its product is annotated as interleukin-18 receptor accessory protein. Bases 171 to 1919 code for a protein of 582 amino acids. NCBI's taxonomy places the organism in Eukaryota, Metazoa, Chordata, Actinopteri, Gadiformes, Gadidae. Gene Ontology annotation, molecular function: interleukin-18 receptor activity. The record is from RefSeq and is a predicted model, not a curated record. Gene Ontology annotation, biological process: interleukin-18-mediated signaling pathway. The transcript has 12 exons.